This is a messenger RNA of Heteronotia binoei (common prickly gecko), 1452 nucleotides long. RefSeq names its product BCL6B transcription repressor (gene BCL6B). Gene Ontology annotation, cellular component: nucleus. Lineage: Eukaryota; Metazoa; Chordata; Lepidosauria; Squamata; Gekkonidae. The transcript is spliced from 8 exons. Gene Ontology annotation, biological process: regulation of transcription by RNA polymerase II. Gene Ontology annotation, molecular function: DNA-binding transcription factor activity, RNA polymerase II-specific; protein binding; RNA polymerase II cis-regulatory region sequence-specific DNA binding. The record is from RefSeq and is a predicted model, not a curated record. The coding region runs from base 1 to 1413 and encodes 470 amino acids.
AUGGCCAACCCGGGCUAUGUGCGAGAAUUCACCCGUCACUCCAGCGACGUGCUGCUGAACCUGAAUGAGCUGCGCCGGCGCCAGCUGCUCACCGACGUCACCUUGCGGGUGGGAGGGCGCCCCCUGCAGGCCCACAAAGCCGUGCUCACUGCCUGCAGCGGCUUCUUCUACUCCAUCUUCCUGGGCCAGGGGGGCCACGAGGUGCGGGUGCUGAGCCUGCCCAGCUCCAUCGAGCCCGCCGGCUUCCAGGCCCUCCUCGACUUCAUGUACACCUCCCGCCUGCUCCUCACCCCGCGCACCGUGCCCGCCGUCCUGGCCGCCGCCUCCUACCUGCAGAUGGAGCACGUGGUCGAGAGCUGCCAUCGUUUCAUCCAGGCCAGCUACGACCGGGUGCCCUUCCUCUUGACCCCCCCGGCAGCACCCACCUUCCUCCCCCCGGGCCACAACGAGGUCUCCACCACAGUGGGGGAGGUCCUGAGGCUGCCCUCGGGCCCCUGCUUCCCCCCCAAGGCCAAGGAGCCGCCGGGCUCUGGGGGGCUGUCACCGGGAGCCGCCGGUCACUCUCCUCCGGGGCGCCCAGACUCCCCCCAGGGCUCCAGCCGCUGCGUCCUGCCCGCCGCAGACCCCAGAGCCUGCCACUGGAAGAAGUACCGCUUCAUCGUGCUGAACUCCCUGCAGACGGAUCAAGACUCCCCCAGGGCGCCAGCUCCUGGCAGAAUGCCAGCACAGACCCAUCGCUGCCCCACCUGUGACCAGCAACCCCCCCUGCUUUGCUCCCAGGCUCCAGAAGAGGUUUCCAGGGGCCGGCCAGCAGAGCCCUCUGGGGCAGACUCAAGGCAAUCUGACAGGCACGCUUGUCUUUCAGGGUAUCCGGACGAGGAGGAAGAGGAGGAGGAAGGACAGAGGGUCCUGACACAACCCCCCUCGGAGGAAAAGCCUUACAAGUGCCAUUUCUGCAACUCCGCUUUCCGAUACAAAGGGAACUUGGCAAGCCAUCGGUCUCUGCAUACAGGAGAGAAACCUUAUCGCUGCAGGAUUUGCGGGGCCCAGUUCAACCGACCAGCCAAUCUCAAGACACACCUGCGCAUUCACUCAGGGGAGAAGCCCUUCAGGUGUGAAACCUGCGGCUCUUGCUUUGUGCAGGUAGCUCACUUGCGGGCCCACGUCCUGAUCCACACUGGAGAGAAGCCCUACCCCUGUGACACCUGCGGGACUCGCUUCAGGCACCUGCAGACCCUCAAGAGCCACGUCCGCAUCCACACGGGAGAGAAGCCUUACCAGUGUGAGAAAUGUAACCUGCGCUUCCGCCACAAGAGCCAGCUGCGGCUUCACCUGCGACAAAAGCACGGCGCCAUCACCAACACCAAGAUCCGCUACAAAGUGCUCGACGGGCCGUACGCCACCCUCUGCUAAGGGGGAAAUGCACCACCUCCCCACCUUCCAAUUCCCCAC